CAAGUCUUACUUAAAUUUGUAUCAACCUAAUUAAACUGAAACGGAAGUAAACAUGUACAACACAAUAUUACUGCUUAAGUGUAAACGUUCUUUAUCUCCGAUUGAUAUGACGCAGAUUUAAGUAGAUAUCUUCCUUUCGCGCUAAUUUGUCAUAAAAUCUAUGAUUUCCUCAAAUUGAGCAGUCAAGCAUGUGCUAAAACAUAUACAUUUGUAAAUCAAUUGAAUUUAGAAUACUGAUUACCAAUAAGUGAGCAAACAAUUAGAUUUCGAGAACAGUUUACAAAGGACUAAAAGAAUUGGUUCAUUACCAUGGAUAUUGCUAUAUCUUCGCUUUCAGUGUCAACUGAAUCUAAUUCAGGGUCAGAUAAAAGUUCCUGGACGGACUCCACGCAAUUGGCAGAAUAUUUGAAUGAAGACAUACAACGCAUUGUUUUGCCAACCAUUGUGUUUAUUGGAGCCGAGAUGGUGUUAGGCUUUGUAGGAAAUCUGCUGUUUCUUUACGUGUUCGGUUUCCGGUACCAUGUUUGUAAUUACAAAUACUUUGUCUUGAGCUUGGCAGUAAUUGAUAUACUGACAACUGUGACAACAAUGCCAGGGGAGAUGAUUACUCAAAUUUAUUGGUACGUGUAUAGUGUAAAUCUAGUUUGUAAAGUGAAAUCGUUCUGUAAUGUUUUUACUCUGACAGCGGAAGCCCUAUGCCUUCUUGCAAUCGCUAUUGACCGUUACAGAAAAGUGUGCCGACCACUUGCUUGGCAAAUUAAAACCAAAUGUGCAAAAAUAAUAUGCUUUUGUAUACCUGUGGUAGCAUUUUUCAUCGCUCUACCCACCCCUUUCCUUUGGGGUGAACGCACCUUAUUAAAGACGUACAAAAAUAUGACACUGAACGUGACUAUCUGCGAAAAAGAUGACAAAUUUGAAUCAACAAAUUAUCCACUGAUAUAUAUUUCAAUAGUGAGUGGUAUCAUAUCUGCCAUCUUGGCGUUCAUGUUCAGCAGAUAUGCUUAUGUCUUUGGGACCAUCAUUAAAGAAAGACGACGAAGUAAGAAGAUCAAACAAAACCAUCCAGUUGGCUUGAAGUUUCUCGUUCAAACUUCUCCUAGCUCGGUCACUUCAGACGAAGCAAACAGGUGUGAAGAAGCAAGUGAUUCCGGUGUAAUAGACAUAGGUGAAACAUCUACAACCAGUGGAUCACAACAGCCAUCAUCGCUUUUAAAUGCAGCCCAGAGUGAUGUCUCAAAAUCGGAAAAAUUGAGAAAACAUUCAGCGAGGCUGAGGAAGUCAAAACGUGUGCGACGAAAAACUUUAAUAAUGUUUAUUGUCACCUUAGUCUUCAUUGUUACGACCAUUGUGUACCUUAUACUUGUCUCAAUCAUUGCAAGUACAGACGACAUUCUCCAAAAACUUAACGAUGCAAGUAAAGCUGUCUAUUUCUUUUUCUUGCGUCUUUACUUCAUAAACCAUGUGAUCAAUCCAUUUAUAUAUGGAGUGCUAGAUCCAGAAUUCAAGCACACGAAGUAUUUGCUAGUAAGCUUUUUCUAGCAGGAGGCGUGAUGUAUUUACAAAAUAUGGGACACUUCAGAAGCUUAGUAAUAAAUAGGAAGGGUCGUUUACUCUGUUGGCAGAACUUGUGUUCCGAUCCUGUUGCUAAAUUCUUAUUUAAGAGAUAAUAUAUAGCGGAACCGUGUUUUGAUAUAUAGAAACAAUACGAAGAGAUUAUGCGCCUGCGGAAUAAUUUCAUCAGGGCGUAGUCCUAGUAAAUUAUUACGCGCGGCGCAUAGCUGUUUCCGACUGUUUCAUUAUCAUUUUGAUUUUGAAACGUCUUGUAUAUGAAAUAGUAAAUCAAACUUGAUUGCACUCUGUAUGGCACCAAACUAAUGGUCACAGAGCACCAAUUAAAAAAAGGGACAGAGAAUAAGGUAAUCGUAUACCUCGGAAUAAGGUAUUGUUUGUCCGUGUUGAUUGUUCAGUAAUUUAAGCAAGCCCCAAAAAGUGAUAAUUGUUUCGAAAUUGAUUUUUUACUGCAUCGACAGUAUUUUGUUAUAUAUUUACAGACUCGUAACUACAUUUUAUGUGUACUGGAAUAAACGUUUUAUCAAACAAAUUUCUUCCGCCGUGCCAACGAUGUUAACAGGUCGUCUCAUUCAUACAAAAAUUACUCAAAAAGUAUCACUAUAUAUUUUUGGAUUUUGGUGGAACUAACUUAAAAAUAGUUCUUGAGAAAAAAAAUGUGAUUAGAUAUACAUGUUUUGAUUUAUGGAAGACCGUAUACGCCUUGUGAAUAUUAUAAUGGAAUCCUAUUGGUUACCAGCCAAUGUCGACAAGACGUCAAUAUUGCCGUGUGUGUAAUUUUCACAUAUAUUAGAAUGACUGUUCUUGUAUACUUGUACUGCAAUUAUAUAAAAUGCAUGUAUUAUAUGCAAUAAAACAUAUCAACUGUCA
Messenger RNA from Mercenaria mercenaria, 2439 nucleotides. Its product is annotated as orexin receptor type 2-like. Gene Ontology annotation, molecular function: G protein-coupled peptide receptor activity. NCBI's taxonomy places the organism in Eukaryota, Metazoa, Mollusca, Bivalvia, Venerida, Veneridae. Gene Ontology annotation, cellular component: membrane. Gene Ontology annotation, biological process: neuropeptide signaling pathway. The transcript has a single exon. Bases 310 to 1539 code for a protein of 409 amino acids. The record is from RefSeq and is a predicted model, not a curated record.